Molecule: messenger RNA, 3472 nt
Organism: Calliphora vicina (urban bluebottle blowfly)
Lineage: Eukaryota; Metazoa; Arthropoda; Insecta; Diptera; Calliphoridae
Gene: IntS2
Product: integrator complex subunit 2
Exons: 3
Coding region: 57-3440 (1127 amino acids)
Biological process (GO): snRNA 3'-end processing
Cellular component (GO): integrator complex
Source: RefSeq, a predicted model, not a curated record
AUAUUUAAUUUUCGUUUAAACUGCCACAAAAGAAAAUAAAUCAAAGAAUAAACACAAUGCAAGAUGUAACGGCACGAGUAUUUGCGGCAAUGCAAAAUCUUGAUAUAACAGCGUUAAGCACAUAUCCACAAAACGAAAUACGGCCUGUACUGCCGGCUUUAGUACGUAUGAGCCUGUUGUCUCCACUCGACAACACAAAGUCGUCAAUGGAAUCACGUAAACAAAUUUUAGCGGUUCUUAUUGGAAUUGAGGUGGUUAACAGUAUAGUGUCGUAUUUACAAGUGAAUUACCAUGAGCUUGAACAAGAGUUGAAAAAAGAAUUACAGACGCGCCAGAAAUCGAUGUACUACGAUGGACAACAGUCAGAGUUUGGAUUACAAACAGGUAUUGCGUUGGGGUUCGAGAGAGCAGAUGUAACACGCAAAGUACGUGUUGUGCUAUCAGAAAUAUUUAACGUUCAAUGGCAGUUGUCGGAACAGAAGUCUCCUGUUCAGUCUGAAAUAUUAGACGAUGGUAUAUAUUUGGAAGAAGUCGUUGACAUUCUUUGUAUUGCUUUAGCUGAGCUGCCAUCUUUAUUAAAUAUAUUAGAGCUUACAGACACACUUGUUCAAGUACCAAAUGGACAUCGAAUAAUAUGCGCUUUAGUAGCUAAUUUUCCAGAUUGUUAUCGGGAUGUCGUUACUCAUGUUAUUAUCAACUGUGAUGAAGAAUCAAAUGAAGGAAAACAGAAGCUUGUUCUUUUAAUGGCCUUAAGCGAAAUUAAUCCAUCACAGGCAUUAUCAACUAGAGCAAUUUGCGUGGAAAUAUUGAAAGUACCUUCGUUUAUGCUCAAACUGUGUCUUAAAUAUCCACAGGAUUUGAUAUCUUUUUUAACAGGUAUGUUGUUGGGAAAUGAUCAGAAUGUACGUACAUGGUUUGCGGAAUAUGUUCAUUCUAGUCAAAAACGAAAAGGAGAUGCAUUAAUUUUGGUAAGAGCCGAACUGUUACAACAAUUGCUGAACAUCGUCCAUAAUGCCACCAAUCAAAACAAUGACAUCGAAGACUACACAGUCCAAGGUGCUGUUUUGAUGCGAUUAUACUGUGCAUUGCGAGGUAUUGCCGGCUUAAAGUUUAAUGAUGACGAAAUCAGUGCGUUGGCUCAGUUGGUUUCGAGUAGGCCGCAUCCCACUCAAUCUGGCAUGCGGUUUGUUUCUCUAGCAUUGUGCAUGUUGAUCGCGUGUCCGUCAUUGGUUUCUACUGCCUUGCUCGAAAAUAAGGCUGUUGAAUGGCUACAGUGGCUCAUAAAAGAGGAUGUGUUCUUUGGUAGGAGAUCUGAUGCCAGCACUUCUCUGGGUGAAAUGCUUUUACUGUUAGCAAUCCAUUUUCAUGGCAAUCAAAUAUCAGCCAUAGGAGAGCUAGUGUGCUCGACCUUGGCCAUGAAAAUACCCAUAAGACCGAACAGUACCAAUCGUAUUAAGCAGGUUUUCACACAGGACCUUUUCACAGAGCAAGUAGUAGCAUCGCAUGCGGUACGUGUGCCGGUCACACCGAAAUUAAAUGCCAAUAUACCGGGAUAUUUACCAGUACAUUGCAUACAUCAGCUGCUAAAGUCAAGAGCAUUUCUCAAACAUAAGGUGCCUAUUAAGUCGUGGAUUUACAAACAGAUAUGCAACUCGGUUCGCCCUCUGCACCCUGUGAUGCCGGCCCUAAUCGAAGUGUAUGUGAACACACUGGUUGUACCAAAUCCACAAGGCAAAGUAAAUGUCGAUCAUAUGCACAAGUCGUUUUCCGAAAUGGAGAUUCUUCAUAUCUUCCGUUCCAAUUUCAAUGGUACUAAUGUAUUGGGAGACAUCACAUCAGCUCCUAAUUUGCAUGCAUUCACACAAUAUGGCGCUUUGAGUGGAAAUUUGGCGUCAGCAGAUAGUGAUGAAUUGUCCAAAUACCAAGUACAAUGUCCAUUAACUGCCCAGCUUUUGAUACUUUAUUACCUCGUCUUGUAUGAAGACACUCGAAUUUCAAAUUUAUCGAAUGCCGCAAUGAGUGGAAAGAAAAUCAAAGAAUAUACCAACAAUUUUCUUUCAGAACUACCAAUGAAAUAUUUGCUGCAAAAAGCACAACAUUAUCAUAAUGAGUAUGUGGGCAUUUUCCAUCCGUUAUUGCGUCUCAUUGUAUCCAAUUAUCCUCACUUGAGUAUGGUAGAUGACUGGCUCGAAGAACACUGUACUUCAGGGAUUUGUCGCAAUAUUAAUGCACCUAAAAAAUCGGUUGAACAAAUUCAAGAAAGCCUUAAGAGAAUAGAUUUUGAUAAACUGGAUUCUAAGCCCGGGAAAGCAAUACCAGUUUUGAAGGCAUUGCUUAAGAUGCCCCCUGAAGAUAUAGCCCGCAACGCUGAUUUAAUCGUAGAAAAUCUACCAAAAGUAUUCCAACGACAAGUUCCACGGUCAAUAAAAAAUUUGUAUUUGGAUGUUUGGCUCCGUUUAAAUGGUGUAUUGCCGAUAAGUUUCUGGCGAAAAUCUCUAACUUCGAUUAUGGCAUCGGAAGAUUACAUAAAUCGAUGCUCUUUCGUUGUAGAAAAUAUGUUGGAUCCACUGCAAGUUUUGCGUUGCAGCCGAGAAAUAUUCCAUUGUCCCCAUACUCUUAUAAUAUUGCUGAGAAUUCUUCAGGGAAGUUUAGCAGCGUCGAAGGCCCAUCUCAGCAUACAAAUGCAAUCAAAGCAGCUUAUAGAUAAAAACGGACAAGUCCAGUGUGACACGGACAGAGAAGAACUUAAGACCGCCUUAAUAGCUUCGCAAGAGAGCGCUGCAGUUCAUAUAUUGCUCGAAGUCUUAGCUGACAUGUAUGCCAAUGGAGAUACGCGAGUUUCUUCCUUCGAGUUGCGCGAAGCUCAGGGUAUUAUUUGUUCAUUUAUUCAUCAAGCUUUCAUCUCGGAGCCAUCGUUGGCUAAACUUGUGCACUUUCAAACCUACCCUCGCGAAGUGAUACCCAUGAUGGUUAAGGGAGUUCCCUCUAUGCACAUUUGUAUUGAUUUCCUGCAUGAAUUCCUUAGCAUGCCGGAAAUGGAUAAACAGAUCUUUACAAUCGACUUGACGUCCCACCUGGUCCUAAAAUAUGCCAUUCCGAAAAGUUUAAGCGUCUCCAAAUUUUGCGUCAACACUAUUCAAUCAGCACUAUCCCUACUCUCCACCGAGGCCAAAUGUAAAUAUCUACGUAAUAUUUUACCAUCUCUAAUACGUUUUGCCGAAGCUUUUCCUAUUCUAACGGACGAUUGCAUCAAUAUUUUAAUGUUAACGGGUCGCAGUCUAUAUUCACAAUCCACGCUUGGCAUCAAUUCGACUCACAUGCAGUUGACAGCCAAUUCGAGACACAAAUGUUUCAAAGAAGCUCCGCGAUACAUUGCGAUGAUCGAGGAGGCAUUUGAAAUACUAAUUACAAAAAUAAUAAAUAAGAUUGAAUUGUAUUAGUCAAAUUGGUAUAAAUAUUAAUGUAUGUAUGU